CACCACGACCCCGGCGUCCCGCUGUACCUGAAUGAAGAUGUGUUUGGAGACGUCCCGACCUGUUUCGUGAAGUUUUUCGACGCCGGCAACCUGCAUGCCUGAGGCCACGGUGAGUGCUGCUGCGGGGCCCGCUGACAACCUGUCCACCCUUCGCCGCACCCACACCCAGGGAGUUGCAACGGCGAAGUCGUUGGCGUGCCAAUUGGGCGUCUACACGACGGCAGGCGGGCAUGCGGCUCAGCAGCGAGGCGUUCUGGGCAGCCCCCCCGUUCCGAUCAUCUGCUCUCGGCCUCCAGCACGGAUCUCCCACGUCGUCUUGCGUCGCCAAAUAGCCUCUGCCUCUGCCCUCGCCGUGUCCGUUUCCGGGCAAGCUUGGGACGCGGAUGGCGGCAGGAGGCUGGCCUUGUUGGUGGCACAACCUGGAAUUUUUAGAAGUCCCGAAAGCCUUGCACCUCCUGCACCUCGCUUCAAGGAUCAAGCUCGAGUCGACUGCAAUCUAGCUUCCGCUGGGAUGGAUCCUGUAGCCCGUCGUGCGGAGUGGGGAGGAUGCUUUGUAUAAGAUGGCGCGGGCUCCUCUGUGCGUCCAGAGACACUUGCUGUUCAUACCCCCGGGGAGCCUCGAGGUCGCAUACAUAUUCCCAUUCGUCACCCUUCUCUCCCCUCCCUUCUCUUCUUAAUCAUUCAUCGUGGCGUUCCUUUCUCGAGUGUAUCAGGUAGACAACAGACCGUUGCCAGCUUUAGAUUUGUGCCGAUUCGCGCUGUGUGAAACC
This is a messenger RNA of Mytilinidion resinicola, 770 nucleotides long. RefSeq lists its product as uncharacterized. Bases 95 to 559 code for a protein of 154 amino acids. The record is from RefSeq and is a predicted model, not a curated record. NCBI's taxonomy places the organism in Eukaryota, Fungi, Ascomycota, Dothideomycetes, Mytilinidiales, Mytilinidiaceae. The transcript has a single exon.